AUGGCAUCGCCACCAAAGUCGCCAGUGACUCUGGGCAAAGACGACGAGGAAACCACUCAGAAGUCCGCGCCACCGCCCGGCCCAGUGGGCAUAACGCCGCCUCCGAAUGGCGGCACGCGGGCCUGGCUGCAGGUCUUCGGCGCCUUUGGCGUCUUCUUCAACACAUGGGGGCUUCUCAACACCUUUGGAGUCUUCCAGACGUACUACGAGACGGGCGACCUCUUCGUCGAGUCCUCAUCAAAUAUCUCCUGGGUCGGCUCCGUCCAGGCCUUCCUCGUGCUGGUGGCCGGGCUCAUCAGCGGGCCCCUCUACGACAGGGGCUUCCUGCGCUUCCAAGUCAGCGUCGGCGCCUUCCUGGUGGUAUUCGGCCACAUGAUGCUGAGUCUCGCCACGCGAUACUGGGAGGUCGUCCUGGCCCAGGGCUUCUGCAUCGGCCUGGGCGCCGGCCUCAUGUUCACGCCCUCCGUCACCGUCCUCCAGUCCUACUUCAGCACCAAGAUCGGCCUGGCCACCGGCAUCGCCGCGGCCGGCAGCUCCCUGGGCGGCAUCAUCUACCCUAUUGUGCUCUAUCAGUUGCUAGACGAGAUCGGCUUCCCGUGGAGCGUGCGCGUGAUCGGCUUCAUCUGCCUCGCCACCCUCGUCCCGCCGGUGCUGCUCCUGCGCCAGCGCGUCAAGCCGCCCCGGGUCCGCGCCGUGUUCGACACCACGGCCUUCACCGACGGCGGGUGGCUCCUGUUCACAUUUGGCUGCCUGCUUGGCUUCGCCGGCCUCUAUGUCAUGUUGUUCUACCUGUCGUACUACGGGCUGGCGACCGGCACCACCGAUGGGUCCAUGGCUUUCUACAUUGUGCCCAUACUCAAUGCCUCGUCCAUGUUUGGCCGGACGCUGCCCAACUGGCUCUCCGACAAGACGGGCCCGUUGAACGUCCUCGUCCCGGGUGCCUUUAUCUGUGGUGUGCUCGUUCUCUGCAUGCAGGCUGUCCACAGUCUGGCGGGCUACAUCCUGAUUGCCAUCUUAUUUGGCUUCUUCUCCGGCAUUUUCAUUGCGCUUCCGACGGUGGUGUAUAUUGCCCUUACACAGGACAAGUCCAGAAUCGGAACAAGAAUCGGCAUGGGCUUCGCGCUGCUCGCCCUCGGCAUGCUCGUCGGUGGCCCGGGCGGUGGUGCGAUCCUGGGCCCUGACCACGACUGGACUUCCACAUGGGUGUUUGGCGGCGUCAUGCUACUUGCGUCUGGUCUUGUCUUUGCGAUCCUGCGUGUUUGGAAAUUCGGUGCCAAACUGAACACCAAGGCGUAA
Messenger RNA from Diaporthe citri, 1296 nucleotides. RefSeq lists its product as uncharacterized. The record is from RefSeq and is a predicted model, not a curated record. Gene Ontology annotation, biological process: transmembrane transport. Gene Ontology annotation, cellular component: fungal-type vacuole membrane. The coding region runs from base 1 to 1296 and encodes 431 amino acids. Lineage: Eukaryota; Fungi; Ascomycota; Sordariomycetes; Diaporthales; Diaporthaceae. The transcript has 2 exons. Gene Ontology annotation, molecular function: transmembrane transporter activity.